Molecule: messenger RNA, 2841 nt
Organism: Dromiciops gliroides (monito del monte)
Lineage: Eukaryota; Metazoa; Chordata; Mammalia; Microbiotheria; Microbiotheriidae
Gene: ARFGAP3
Product: ADP ribosylation factor GTPase activating protein 3
Exons: 16
Coding region: 129-1682 (517 amino acids)
Biological process (GO): COPI coating of Golgi vesicle
Molecular function (GO): GTPase activator activity
Source: RefSeq, a predicted model, not a curated record
AGGCGGGGCCCCCGCAGCCCCGCCCUGGGCCCCCGGGCUCACCGUAGCGUCUGGGGCGGCUGCCGUCUCCGUCGCUGCUGUAGCUGCCGCUGUUGCCACUGUUGCUGCUGCCCCGUCCCGCCGAGGCCAUGGCGGAGCCGAGCAAACAAGACAUCGCGGCCGUGUUCAGGCGUCUCCGCUCCGUGCCGCCCAAUAAGAUAUGCUUUGACUGUGGUGCCAAAAACCCCAGCUGGGCCAGCAUAACUUAUGGGGUGUUUCUCUGCAUUGACUGCUCAGGCACGCAUCGCUCUCUUGGUGUUCACCUGAGCUUCAUUCGGUCUACCGAGUUGGACUCUAACUGGUCCUGGUUUCAGCUGAGAUGCAUGCAAGUCGGAGGGAAUUCCAAUGCUUCUUCCUUCUUCCAUCAACAUGGCUGCACAACAAACGACAGCAAUGCCAAGUAUAAUAGUCGUGCUGCUCGGCUUUAUAGGGAGAAGAUUAAAUCUCUUGCCUCCCAAGCAGCCCGGAAGCAUGGCACCGAUUUGUGGCUGGAGAGCUGUGUGGUCCCGCCAUCAUCACCACAGCAGAAAGAGGAGGACUUCUUUGCUUCCCAUGCUUCUCCCAAGGUUGGAGGCCCGGAGUGGGCAUCGGCAGAGCCAGAGCCAGUGUCUUUCAGACCAAGUUCUUCAGAAACCGUAUCAGACAGUAACGAAGGCGGACCAGAGCAAGGCCCGAGUGUUGAUGGCCUGAGUGUAUCCCCCAAAGCUUCAUUAGAUGUUUCCUCUCUCAUAAAAAAGAAACCAACCCAAGCUAGAAAGGGGCUCGGGGCCAAGAAAGGGGGUUUGGGGGCCCAGAAAGUGAGCAGUUCCAGCUUCAGCGACAUUGAAAAGCAGGCCCAGGCGGUGGAGAAGAGGAAGGAGCAGGACGAUCUCCAGGCACCCAAGGAAGAUUCCAUAAUGUCAUCACUACGCUUGGCCUACCAGGAUCUGGAGAUCCAAAUGGCGAGAGACAAGAAGAUGAACUUUGAUGGCAAAAAGAAAAUUGAAUCAGAGAGACUCGGCAUGGGGUUUGGGAACACCAGAAGCGGAAUUUCCCACUCUGUGGUCUCAGACAUGCAAACCAUAGAACAGGAGACGCCCAUUCUGGCCAAACCAAGGAAGAAGUAUAGCGAUGACAGGGAAGAUUUCUAUUUCACUUCAUCCAGUACAAGGUUCUUUGAAGACCCUGCCGAGGUGAGGAGCAGCACUAUGGCUAAGUGGGACGACAGCUCAGACUUCUUCUGGAGGAGCGAGCCCCUCAGAGAAGCAGACACCAUCCUGGGCUCCAAAGGGAGGAGCUACGCAGACAGACCAACUUCACGUCGCAAGCCUGAUUAUGAGCCAGCCGGAAAUACAGAUGAGGCACAAAAAAAAUUUGGCAACGUCAAAGCCAUUUCAUCAGACAUGUAUUUUGGAAGACGAGACCAGGCUGAUUAUGAGACAAGGGCUCGGCUAGAGAGACUCUCUGGAAGCUCCUCCAUAAGCUCUGCUGACUUGUUUGAUGAGCAAAGGAAACAGUCUUCAGGAAACUACAACCUUAGCAACGUCUUGCCCAACGCCCCAGACAUAGCACAGUUUAAACAAGGCGUGAGAUCUGUGGCGGGGAAGCUCUCAGUGUUGGCCAAUGGUGUCAUGACAUCCAUUCAGGAUCGCUAUGGCUCCUGAUGGCCAUUCGCGAUGACAUGUGGCUGUGCUGCCUUCGGUGUUCCCAGAUCGUCCAUCACGAUGCCCAGCGAGUGGCCUUCAUACCAGGAGUCGGCCGCUUUUCUGCUGAGCAGGGAGCUUUCCGACGGUUCACUUCCUUUUUGAGAAAUUCUUUUUCUUGCUGUGAUAGAAGCUUUUUUAGUAAUUUCUGUUAAUUUAUGGUACAUGUUGAUCCCUGCCCUGACCCAUGCUUCUAGGAGGCCUGCAUAGGAAGCCCGGCCUUCCUUUCUACGUCUAGCCACACCUCCCAAUACAGCCAAGGUCCCAAGAGGGUGGCCAAAGGGAGGGGCGGCAUCCCCUCCACCCCCCAUCUCCCUUCUUCACGGAGUCAGCAUUUGGUCCUGGGGUUUUCAAGUCUGCCGACCUGAUGCUCAUAGCAGACUGGAGACAGGAAAUGCUUCAUCCUUCAAAGGGACCAUUGUCAACCAAAGCUGAAGAUCCCCAAAUAAUUCUGGGCACAUGCCUAAGUUCCCUUGUCUUUGUUCAUUAAAGUGAUGGGAAGAUUGUAUUGAAAACAUUAUUUCCCUUUUAAAAUUGUUAACUUUGUAUGAAUUACAAUAUUUUAUAACAUUUCCAAUGAGCAUUAAAUAAAUCUAAGCUUUCGUGUAGCUUCAGGAAUGAAUCAAUCUUGCUGCUUGCAGGGUGGCGCCUCUGUGUUCUGGAGAGACAGACGCAAGCUGAGAACUCGAGGUUUGCCGUGGUCAGGAAAUACAGGGUACAGAAUGGGAGGGGAGAAAAUCAGGUGGCUACAGGUACACAUGUACACAUACUCUGUGUGUGUGUGUGUGUGUGUGUGUGCUUACACAUGCGUGCAUACAUGCACACAGACUACACGCAGAGCUUUCCACAUCAUCUCCACCAGAACCUGGCUAGGGUACCAGUUGUGACAAUGAAGGCUUUUGUUGAUAUUUUUACCUGAAUCUUGGAUUUCAGCAAAUCACAGAAUGCCCACAAAUGAAGAACCAAUGGGCUGCUUAUAUUUUAGACAGCAAGAAAACACAGGCGAGAAAUUUGGCAAACCAGAAAAUUAGUUUCAACUGAAUGUUUAAUGAAUCUAUUUCUUAAAGUGAUACAAUCUCAAAUUUGUAAACUUCUCAAGCUAAUAAAUAGUUGCAAUCGA